Molecule: messenger RNA, 1690 nt
Organism: Solea solea (common sole)
Lineage: Eukaryota; Metazoa; Chordata; Actinopteri; Pleuronectiformes; Soleidae
Product: cortexin-1
Exons: 1
Coding region: 188-463 (91 amino acids)
Source: RefSeq, a predicted model, not a curated record
UGAAUACAAGCCAGAUCAGCAUCUUUAAACCUCACUGAACAUGCUUUUGUGCACCAGAAGGGUUUAACCCUACCACCCUGUGUUGUUUCCGCUGGAAUAGUUUCCGUGCAUCAAGGCUUGAAAAGCUUCACAAAAGCUGACCCUGCAGAGUUAUGCCAAUCACUGUAAACACUCUAAAUUCUCUAAAAUGAGUGACACUAACUACUGGGUUGUGGACUAUGAGCUCUCCUCUCCUGCUCUGCCUGGGUUCCCCAGGGGCCCGACAGUGCUGCAGCCCACGGUGGAGCACCCAGAGCAGGGAACGGCCCUGUGUUUUGUGGGCCUCCUUGUGCUUCUGCUGCUCUUUCUUGUCGUACGCUGCGUCCGUAUCUUGUUAGACCCUUACAGCAGCAUGCCGGCUUCGUCUUGGACAGACCAUAAGGAGGGACUGGACAGAGGACAGUUUGAUUAUGCAGUGGUGUAAAGACGAUGGGGGUGAUGAGGAAUUUAGUUUUGUUUGUGUGAUGCUGUUUCAUAGCGGAAGAUCAAAGAAGCCAAAAUGUAUAUUUGUUAUGUUUGUUAGGCGUCAUGGAAACGGUCGUCUUCUACGAGAGCACAGUAUCAAAAUCUUGAGGAAAUUCUUGGGGAAGGAAAGACAAAACACAAGUAUUGCUUCCAGUUCCAUUUACAACAAUGAAUGUAUAAUCAGAGGCGUAUAGAGUGAGUUACAUUGUUACACUGCAGCUUUCACAGUACCAAACUACAGGAAGACGACAGUCUGUUUGGAAGCAUUAUAAUGUGACUCCUGUUUAUCAUGUCAUUUUGUAUUUCUAUAAUGUUUUUACAAGUCCCAGGACUGGAUUAUAAGUAGAGGGCAGAGCUGCAGCAGCAGAAGUCUUGAUUGAAUAAAGAGAAAUGAAAUGAGUUGAGGGCAGAUAUGGAAUUCAUUUAUUAAAGCAGACACAGCCAAGACUGUAAACAUUAUAUCCUGAUAUAUUGCUGAGACGUUAAAUGUUUCUCUCUGGGGAAGUUAAACCUCAGGCAAAACAUUAUUAGAUGUAAUAACAUUUCUUUUUUUAAACUGUAAACCUUAUUUUUGUUGACUUUAGUGUGGCUCAUGCUAGUUUUUGUGUGGCUGUAGAACCACCUCUAAGAUGAUCCUCAGGUAAAAUGAACCAAAGCCUCUAUAAUUUGCUCAAUAAUCACUUGUCUAGCAGUAUUUAUGUCCUACAUUUUUAGCUAUUUCACUAAAAGUUUGAAACUCCUAACAGUGGAAACAGCACAUUUUAUUUUUGGGCUUUGCUUUUUCAUUUUCUCAUCCCUUCAAGAGGCUUAUAAAGCUUAGUGUGGAGACUGGAUGAAUAUUUUUCAUAUAAUCGUAUGAUUAUGAAAUGCAUGUAAACCAGUUUCCUUCUCCUAACCUUUUCUGUCUUUAAGUCCUGACCAGUGCACCAGCCAAAUCUGCACCAGUCAAACAGUGCCUGUAGCAAUAAGAGUUACGAUCUAUUUCAUACCAAUGCUGUGUUUGAAUGUCAUUUAUUUUGUAAGGUCACCGUAGAAUAAGGCCCUGUUAAAUGUGGCUUUAAAGUACAGUAUGGAUAUUUUACUGAUGUGAUGUGAUGAAAUGUUGUUUGUUUCCUCUGUGAUGACCGGACAAUACUGUUCCUGAAUGCAGACUCCUGCCUGUAAAUUAUCUUUUUUAGAUUUUUCU